Stomoxys calcitrans (stable fly) is the source of this 815-nucleotide messenger RNA. RefSeq lists its product as uncharacterized. The record is from RefSeq and is a predicted model, not a curated record. NCBI's taxonomy places the organism in Eukaryota, Metazoa, Arthropoda, Insecta, Diptera, Muscidae. The transcript has 4 exons. Gene Ontology annotation, cellular component: membrane. Bases 216 to 707 code for a protein of 163 amino acids.
AUUAUAAUGUAUAUGUAUGCAUGAAUGUACAUAUAUUUUCCGCGUAUUUUCUUGGAAAACAGUUUGCUACGCUAGGAAUAUUCGAAAUACUCUUGCUGAGAACGAUAAAAGACGCGCGCUACUUUGUCUGCCUCGAUUUCAAUAAGUAACCCACCCACCUAUACCCAGCUACUUUUCUUCCAAAUAUCACUUCUAGUCCUUAAACAGCCAACAAAAUGUCUCACUCCGUGACUAUUACUCGUACCACCACCAAUACUUCCUACAUUGUUUUAAAUACUGGCUAUUUGAAAAGUUUCAGUGGUCUUUUGAAACUCUGUCAACUGCUUCUUGGCGCUGCCAUGGUUGGCAUUUUCAGUUACUACCAACAAAAUGGAUACUGCUUUCCCGGUUAUGACGGCAUCGUUUUCGCUUUUCUAAUGUCAGUGACAUUUAUGAUAGGAACGUUCUGCCUACUGUUGUCAUGUUUGACGUCGCUUAGUACGGGAGCAAUUAUAUCAAAAACAAUUUAUGAAUUAAUUUAUCACUUUGUAGCUGCUAUUCUAUUAUUGGCCUGCUCUUUGCAAGUUAUCAUUAUAUUGAGUGAUAGAGGACAUAGAGGUAACAAACAACUGGAUGCUUAUUUCGCGGCUGGCAUCAUUGGUUUGAUCAAUGCUGCAUUAUACUUUAUCAGUACACUCUUAGCCCACCGAUCUUAUCGUGGUAUUUAAAUAUACACCAUAAAACCAAAAGAAAAACAGAUUUCAUACAAAUUCGAGUAUAGUAUCCAAAGUAAAAUAAAGUUUACGAUUACAAUAAAAAGGAAUUUACUUACGAAA